AUGACCAUUCUUCACGUCCUCGUAACGGGUAUUUCGCUACCUGUAUGUUGCCAUCUACAGCGCUAUCCUCACACUUGUGAUGCACCAUCUUCAUCGGACACAUCUCGUCUCCUUGCUGUAAAAUCUGUACGCAUCAACUCAAUUGCAGGACUGAGCUAUAUCGCUUGGAAGUGCACGUCUUUAGUCGUGUCGUGUCCUCCUUCCAAUGCCUCUCUGCAGCCAAAUACAAUCCAUUCACAGUGGAUUGCACACCCUCACAUCUCUGUUGUUUGUCCUGCAUCAUCUGAUGCUAAUACGGCAUUGGAUCGUGGCUCACAUGACUCGAAAUUUGAGAUUGACAACCCUCGUGUUGAGCUCUGGAGCUCCUUGAAUGGUUCGAUGGGCCGUUUUAGCAUCGCAAAGCAAUGCAUUCGUAUAGGUGAACAAGCAAUUGAAGCUGCAGCUUUUGCUGUUGUUGUGCGUCAAUCUCUUACUCAUCGACGGUGUCAUUGGUGCUUUGCAUUGCUACGUACAAAAGCGCUUCAAUGUGGUGACUGUGCAUUUACACGGUAUUGUUCUCGUGAUUGUCUGGUAACGGAUGCACCACUGCAUGAGUUUCAGUGUAAAGCACUACGUGAUUUGCAACACUUUGGAUGUGAUGGCGGUGGUGUGGGGGAUGUAGAGACUCUUCGAUUGGCGCUUGCAGUGCUGAGUAUGGAGCAUUUUGUCCAGAAUUCUCAAGCUUUGAGACUGUUAUGUACUCACGCUGAAGGCGGUGAUGACACGAGUGAAGUGCAGAAGGCAGUAGAGUUUAUUACCAAGAAAACAAAUCACGGUGUUGAUCGAAAGCAUGUUUUGACGACGCUCCAGCGCGUUCGCUGCAACGCUCAUCCAAUAUAUCUUGAUGGCGUCACGUGUGUCGGCUCCGGUGUAUUUCCUGAAGCGGCUAUGGCGUUGAAUCACUCGUGUUUGCCUAAUGUGGUGCCUAGUUUCAAUUCACGCACUCGGACACUCGCUUUUCACGCUAUUGCAGAUAUUCCACGUGGAUAUGCUAUCGAGUGCGCGUACAUUGACUUGUUGCAGGCGAGGAAAAGACGUCAAGAGCUACUUGAUCGAGGAUUUGGCUUUACUUGUGUUUGCAAGCGUUGCACAAGAGAAGCUGCGUUGCACACGAUGCGUCACGAUAAAGCAGCAGAAAGUGAAGAAGCAAACGUGGAAGAAGAAACGCAAGUAAUGAAGGAACUGAUGCAGCUGGUGAACUCUGGUUGCAGUAGCGCACAGCAGCGUCUUGCUUGCUUAACGAAAGAGUACGCAAGCUUGUUCAAGCAUAAUAGUGAAGCUCAAUUUGCACUUUACACUACAGAAAUGCAGCUAGCGCGUGAUCGGGAUGACUGGAAUCGUGUAAUGGAGACGGCUGAGAUACUGUUGAAGAUUUGGUCACGAUGCGGCCUACCAGAUAAUUACCACACUACCGAGACGUUGCAUGUACAGAUUUAUUAUGCUGCAAAGAAUGCUGGAAUGAUGUCGAAGGCAAAAACGGCGGCGAAGCGAGUGGCAAGCAUUCGUCAAAUUUGUGGCUAUUCACAUUCUGAGACUGUCAUUGAGUAA
Molecule: messenger RNA, 1587 nt
Organism: Peronospora belbahrii
Lineage: Eukaryota; Oomycota; Peronosporomycetes; Peronosporales; Peronosporaceae
Source: the annotation of a GenBank genome assembly